UCCCAGUGAGAUUAAAUGUACGAAUACAUCUACUUUAAAGACAGAUUACAAUGAAGCAAUUAUUCAUAGAACAAGAUGGAUUCUUCUGGUUGAUGAUUUCCCUGUUCUCCUAAAGAAUAUCACAACAGCAUUAAUAAGUACAUAUUCUUUACUACUAAUAUCUUUUUACAUAGAAAUCCAGAAGAGGUUAGUUAACUGAAAUAUGGCUGCUUUGCAAAACUUCACCCAUUCUCUGGAAGAGACUUUCAAGAAGAUUUUCAUUGACUAUAUGAACAAUUGGCACAGAAAUACCACAAUUAAACAAAAUGCUUUGCAAGAUCGCGUUGAUGCUGAAAAUUUAGAUUAUGUAAUUUUGUAUCUUAUGGUAAUGAUUGGAAUCUUCUCUUUUAUUAUUGUGGCAAUUUUAAUAAGCACAGUGAAAUCAAAGAGACAAGAGCAUUCCAAUGACCCUUAUCAUCAGUACAUUGUGGAUGACUGGAGCGAAAAGCUAAAAAACCAGAUUCUUUUCCAAGAUGAUCUUAAAGCCAUUGUCCAUGAAAAUUGUGGAGCAAAGGGCAAAUGUAAUCCAUAAUCACCAAAAACUGAAUUAAGUAACUGGGAUCCCUAAUUUAAUGGCUUUAAAUGAGUAUGCUAGAACUUGUAUUCUAUACAUAAUUAUAGGAUAUUCAAUGUUAACUAUUAAGAUUCAAUAUCUAAUUAUUAAGAUUCAAUAUCUAGGCAGAGCAGUAACCAACUAUGCACAUACUGAAAUCAAAACAAAGCUUUCUAGACAUCUUCAUCAGCUCAAGAAAUUACAAAGUGGGUUAAAUUAGGGAAGCUAGUUUACAUUCUGAAAUUCUAGGCACUCUUUUAAGAAUUUUUACAAGAUUGAGUGAUUAAAUGAAGAUUCUUCAAAGAAAUUAUAACAAAUUAUAAAAAUACAUUGACUGCUUUGUUGAAGAAAACGGAUGAUUCUACCCAGACACCAUGAUAUUCUUUUUAGAGGGAUUUUUAAUCUUCACCACCAUCACCACCACUCUAUUUUUCUGUCUGUGUGCUUCAACUACCCUGCGAAACCAGAGGACCAAAACUCUGUCAUCUCCAACUCUGUCCUUCUUCAUGAAGCUGUAAGUGAACCCUUCCUGCUCAGUAAAACCCUUGGAAUCUGCCACCCAGGAAGAGAGAAAAAAGCUGCAAUAAUUAUCUCUGGGUCUCUAGACUAAAAGACUGGCAAUUUGAGAGCCAAGAAGCAUGUAAUGGGGUGAGCUCCUGUUCUUGCCCAAGCUCCUGACAAGCUAACAAUUCAAAAGCUUACCAAUGCUAGUAGAU
Thamnophis elegans (Western terrestrial garter snake) is the source of this 1308-nucleotide messenger RNA. It is a transcript of the gene KCNE2, whose product is annotated as potassium voltage-gated channel subfamily E regulatory subunit 2. Gene Ontology annotation, molecular function: potassium channel regulator activity; voltage-gated potassium channel activity involved in ventricular cardiac muscle cell action potential repolarization; delayed rectifier potassium channel activity. The record is from RefSeq and is a predicted model, not a curated record. The transcript is spliced from 2 exons. Bases 203 to 571 code for a protein of 122 amino acids. Lineage: Eukaryota; Metazoa; Chordata; Lepidosauria; Squamata; Natricidae. Gene Ontology annotation, biological process: ventricular cardiac muscle cell action potential; regulation of ventricular cardiac muscle cell membrane repolarization; negative regulation of delayed rectifier potassium channel activity. Gene Ontology annotation, cellular component: membrane.